AUGGCAUCAGCAGGAGGGUCGAUGAAAGAAGCUGCGAAGACUUCUGUCCGCAAGGUUGCAGUGCUGGGUGGAGGUGCUUUUGGUACAGCUAUGGCAAACCAUGUUGCCAGCAAAGGCAUCCUUGUUAGCUUAUGGGCCAGGGAAGAUGAGGUCGUGCACAGCGUCAACAGCAAGCAUGAGAACAGCACUUUUCUGGCUGGCGUUCUGCUAAGUGAGAAAAUCGUCGCCACGUCAAGUGUCGCAGAAGCUGUUUCGGAAGCCGAGCUUCUCUUCCUUAUCAUCCCCACGCCUUUCAUUGCAAAGUGGCUCGAGCAGAACCAGACUGUUCUUCCGUGGCAGGUUCCACUCGUCUGCUUCAGCAAGGGGAUCGAACAACAAAGCCUUCGCACUCCUUACGAGAUCUUGGUUGAUGAGCUUCCGGGAAAAUAUCAUGCCAAGCUGGCAGUGGUGAGUGGUCCAUCCUUUGCCAAAGAAAUUGGCGUUGGUUUGCCAACGAGUGUAGCUUGUGCGGCACAGGACCUUGAAGUUGCGAAGCAAGUCCAGCUGGCAUUGGCGACACGAAACUUUCGUGUGUACACUGCGGCAGAUGUUAUCGGUGCCGAGUUGUGUGGAGCUCUUAAGAACGUUUUGGCCAUUGCUUGCGGCGCCAGCGAUGGGUUUGGCUUCGGAGCUAACGCGAGAGCGGCUUUGAUAACCAGAGGGUUGGCAGAAAUGACACGCCUUGUGGUCAAGAAAGGUGGAAAGGCUUCAACCAUCACGGGGCUAGCGGGAGUUGGGGACCUCGUCCUGACCUGCAGCAGCAGCCUCUCACGGAACUACUCAGUUGGUCAGGCUAUGGUUGCAAGGAGCCUACCAGAGCAUAAGCGUCAGGUGCCUGGAACUGGAAACUUCAACCAAGACCUGGCAGUGGCUGAGGGAGUGAAGACCAGUCUUGCGGUCCACCUUCUAGCCGAAAGACUUGGGGUUGAGAUGCCCAUCUGUGAGUCUGUGUACGAAGUCAUUCACAAAGGAGUUGACAUCAAGACCGCACUUCGCAAGUUGCAAGAUCGCCCCUUGAGAGCCGAGCACGAUGAGUAUCAGGGCACCUGGGUUUGGAGCGCUCUCUGA
Messenger RNA from Symbiodinium necroappetens, 1107 nucleotides. The record is from the annotation of a GenBank genome assembly. NCBI's taxonomy places the organism in Eukaryota, Dinophyceae, Suessiales, Symbiodiniaceae.